Trichomycterus rosablanca is the source of this 2595-nucleotide messenger RNA. RefSeq names its product dapper homolog 3-like. Lineage: Eukaryota; Metazoa; Chordata; Actinopteri; Siluriformes; Trichomycteridae. The record is from RefSeq and is a predicted model, not a curated record. Gene Ontology annotation, biological process: negative regulation of canonical Wnt signaling pathway. Gene Ontology annotation, cellular component: cytoplasm. Bases 189 to 2387 code for a protein of 732 amino acids. The transcript is spliced from 4 exons.
CUGGAGGAGGAAUGAAGUUGUGUGCACCGGGGACUCAGUUUGAAUAGUUUUAAACUGAAGAUACAGGAUCAAUAUGAACAUGGAAAACAAAGUAUUAUAUUAGCAGAGCAGCUUCGGUUAUAUUAGCAGUAGUCUUCGGUCUUUUUCGGACUUUUUCGGUCUUUUUCGGUUACGGUUCGUGUUGAGCGAUGCAGCGCGUGUUUUCGGUGGAGAGGAGCCGCUAUAAGGAGAGACUGGAGGCGAGUUUAGCGGCUCUCUGUGAGCUCGACCUGCUGAAACAGAGGCAGGAAAGUCAGGUACUGAACGCACUCAGACUGGUGGACUGUAGUUCGGGUUGUGAACGGUCUGCUUGGCCUUUUAUCCGGCACUGUUUCCCUAAUAAUGAUAACCUGGAACAAGAACAGUCCGGAGCAGCUGACCAACAGGAUUUAAUCGCUGUACUGCAGCAGCAGCUGGGAGAUCUAAGUGUGGAUGCAGAGACAAGCUUGACUGAACAUCCCACUGACACUGCUGGAAAUGGAUCAGGUCCAGGUUUCUGUGAGCAGAAUGAGAGUCUGGUUCCUCUGGACGCUAAUGAGUCUAGGACCACUUUUCCACUACAGUCACCCUGUGCCAAUGAAAGGUCCAAAUCCAGUGGAGAUGGACUGCAGGACACUGCAGGCUCUGCAGGACGCUCCUUGGUUCCUCACUUGGUGUCAUCACCCCAGCCACUUCUAAUGGGCAUUGCAAGGAGAGGAGGAGAUGCAGAGUCUUGGCUCUGGCAAGAGAGCACCGGAGCAAUAGAGGAAGGAGAGCCCAUCAACGAGGACUACCAUCAGACCCAGCACGUGGAGACUUACAUCACGGGCUUGAUCCAGAGGCGCCUUCAAACUUCAAGGCAGUGCAAACCCCGUACCAACUUGAGCCCUGAGGGCAGAGGGGUGAUACGGCAAAGCAGCCUUUGUCGCAAGGAGCCCGUCUACACCUCUGAGCACUGCAAGGCCUCUCCAAGCCCUGAUAAGCCAAUAUGGGUCUCAUGCCGCCUAGAAGAAGAGCAACAUUCUGGGCAGUAUACAAGACCUGAGGAGCAACAACCUGGUCACUAUACCCGGUCUGAAGAGCAACACCCUGGUCACUAUACCAGGCCUGAAGAGAAACACUCUGGUCACUAUACAAGGCCUGAAGAGCAACAUUCUGGUCACUAUACCAGGCAUGAGGAGCAACACCCCAGUCACUAUAUCAGACCUGAGGGGCAGCACCCUGGUCAGUAUACCAGACCUGAGGGGCAGCACCCUGGUCAUUAUACCAGACCCGAAGGGCAGCACCCUGGUCACUAUACUAGGACUGAGGAGCAGCACCCUGGUCACUAUACCAGGCCUGAGGAGCAGCACCCUGGUCACUAUACCAGACCCGAAGGGCAGCACCCUGGUCACUAUACUAGGCCUGAGGACCAGAUCUCUACUCACUAUUCCAGACACGCAUUGCCUGGAAUUCACUGUGCACCUUUGGAUUUUCCUUCUGGAGAUCUGGACCCUAGCAGCAGUGAGGCAGACUCACCCCACCACUACCAGCUUCAACGAUCUCCAUCCUCAGAUGAACAGCUGGUCAAUGCCCAGUACAUCCCAGCACAGCCAACCCAGUCACCAAUGAGAGCCAAAACAUCUCGUGCACAUGCUGCUCCCAAAGCCAGCCGAAGUGGGGGCAGUUACUCCCCUGAGAGGCCACAGCCCAAGUCGAAGGCCAUGCCCAAGAAGUGUCGCUUUACAGAGGAAAGGACAGCCUCCAAGAAACCUGGACGAAAAGCCUGUCGCUCGCAAUCAGAGAACAGCCUUCUGGGUCAAAAGGGAGUCCCUGAGCGCAAGUACAGCACAGUGGAGAGGGACGCAGGCCGCAACACCCAGUCCAAAUCCCGGCGCCAGCAAGGAAACCUGGGGCAUCGCCGAUGGCGCUCUACACUCGAGCUUAGCCAGGACGAAGCGGAACCCCCACCAGAGCGCGAAGUCAGGCGCUCCCGUAGGUCUCGACCCGCCCCACCUGCCUACGUCUACAACCAGGCUCCCCAGCACCACCAUCACUCACAACACCACUUCCAUCAUUCACACCCCCACUCCGAUUAUCCACUGCAUACCCAAGGGGGCUACAAGCACUCGGUCCCUGUAGACUGGGAGUCCAGUCUGAGCGAGGGGGAAUCCCCUGGAACCAGCACCUUGUCCAGCGACUCUGACGAGAGUGGAGGACUGGUCUGGCCUCAGCAGCUUGCUCCACCCUUGGCGCCACCCUCGCCCCCCACUACGUCUGGCCCGCCAUUACAGUCCAAAGCCUUAGUAAAGAUCAAAGCGUCGCACGCUCUUAAAAAGAAGAUCCUGCGAUUUCGGACUGGAUCCCUUAAAGUCAUGACCACAGUUUGAGACAGCAGGUAAAGCCUCUGAGGAGGUCGGCUGUAUCCUGGGUGCUUUUCGAUAAAGGCAUCUUGGUUAGCUCACUUGAUUGUAGAAGGAUCAGUGAUACAGAACUUAAGAUGAAUCCAAGCCUGACGACACCCUGUACAUAUUUGUGUAUGUAAUGAAUGUGACUAUAUUUAUAAUUGUACAAUGUAAAUAAACAUUUGGGACCCUG